This is a messenger RNA of Echinops telfairi (small Madagascar hedgehog), 1453 nucleotides long. It is a transcript of the gene CTSZ, whose product is annotated as cathepsin Z. The record is from RefSeq and is a predicted model, not a curated record. The coding region runs from base 1 to 1185 and encodes 394 amino acids. Gene Ontology annotation, molecular function: cysteine-type endopeptidase activity. Gene Ontology annotation, cellular component: lysosome. The transcript is spliced from 9 exons. Lineage: Eukaryota; Metazoa; Chordata; Mammalia; Afrosoricida; Tenrecidae.
AUGCAUCGGCCCAGUGGCUGCAUGGACGGGCUCCCGCAGAGCAGCGAGCGUGAGGGCCUGCCUGGCUCCUCUUCCGAAUCCGGUCCGCACGUCCGGCGGCUCCCUGUCAGCGCCCUGCUGCCGCCGCUUGGGAAGAUCUUCAGCGAGAUUUCGCAUGCAGCUUCAGCCCGCACUUGCAAAAGAGCCAUCGACGGGCUGCUCCACAGUCGGCCUCCCCCUGGGACCUACCCCCGGCCUCACGAGUACCUGUCCCCGAAGGACCUGCCGCCGAGUUGGGACUGGCGCAACGUGAAAGGCGUCAACUAUGCCAGCAUCACCCGGAACCAGCACAUCCCGCAGUACUGCGGCUCCUGCUGGGCCCACGGCAGCACCAGCGCCAUGGCAGACCGGAUCAACAUCAAGAGGAAGGGUGCGUGGCCUUCCACCGUGCUGUCUGUGCAGAACGUCAUUGACUGUGGUGACGCCGGCUCCUGCGAGGGGGGAGAUGACCUGCUGGUGUGGGCCUACGCCCACAAGCUCGGCAUUCCCGACGAGACUUGCAACAACUACCAGGCCAAGGACCAGGACUGUGACAAGUUUAACCAGUGUGGCACGUGCACAGAAUUCAAAGUGUGCCACACGAUUCAGAACUACACCCUCUGGAGAGUCGGCGACUACGGCUCUGUGUCCGGGCGGGACAAGAUGAUGGCAGAAAUCUUCGCCAACGGCCCCAUCAGACGUUUAGAAACACCCGUGGGCCCAGAUGGUGCCAAGGUGAAGCAACUGGGUGCUGAGGUUGGCAGUGUGAGCCCCCAGCGGCCCUGUUGGAGUAAGAGCCGUGGUGUCUGCUUCCGCAAAAAGGAACCCACAGACGUGGAGGCGGUUCUGACUGAGCCCGGGGAGACUGAGUGGACAGCCUGCCAGCUGCCCAGCUGUGGGAUCAUGGCGACGGAAGGCAUGGAUCGGUACAGCGGAGGCAUCUAUGCGGAGUACCAGGACGAGCCCUUCAUAAACCACAUCGUCUCGGUGGCCGGGUGGGGCGUCAGCAACGGCACUGAGUACUGGAUUGUCCGGAACUCCUGGGGGGAGCCAUGGGGCGAGAGGGGUUGGAUGCGGAUCGUCACCAGCACCUACAAAGGUGGCACGGGCAACAGCUACAACCUGGCCAUCGAGAAGUCCUGCUCCUUCGGGGACCCCAUCGUCUGAGCGGCUCCGCAGCACUGCGGGAGGCCAUCCUGCGUGCACGGGGACUGGCCCUGUGCAGUUGCAUUCUGCCGCCUGUGUCGGGGACUGGGGGUGGGUGGGGGCGGGGAUAUGCCAGCAGGGGCUCUGCGGGGUCUCUGGCACCUGUACUUUGUCAGGUGGCAUUGAUACAUGGUAAGCGGUUUGGAUUUGUCACCCUGGAGGCACUGGGGAGAGGAAGGUCGGCAACGUAUCAUGAGAUGAAUAAAAUGGGCGUGUUCACGCGUGUGCA